AUGAAUACGAGUACAGUGAACAUUCUGCGGACAACCCAAUCGUCGCAUAGUAAACCAUCAGUAAAUGUCAACGAAAGGAAAACGUCGCAUAGCAACCCGUCAGUAAAUGUGACAGCGAGGAAAAGAUCCAAUAGCAAUGCGGGUGUAAUUCUAACGGAACUGCCUGUUCCCGAAGCAUUUUCCGAGUCAGGAUUUUAUGGAGACAGAAGAAUACUGAAGUACCGAUGGUUUUUUAAGCCAAAUAAAACCAGACAUUUCCAGUUAAAUCAUCGUUUCUUGAAAGGUUCUGCCAAAGCAUGCACACACAAGGAGCGACAUCAGCUGGUUGUGUUAGUGAUGACAAUGCAUCACAUGGAGUCGCAAAGACAGGCGAUUCGUAAUACCUGGGGUAGUGUGUCUACCCUGGGUACAUGGCCAGGGUCAACAGAGAAAUUUUCUAUUAAAUUACUAUUCGUCUUAGGUGUUAGUAAAAACGAAUCCUUAAACAUCGCUGUCUCUAAGGAAGCAGAGGAAAGGGGAGACUUGAUCAUAGCUGCAUUUGACGAAAGCUACUACAACUUGACACGCAAAGUGUUGAUGGGGUUUAAGUGGAUUAGUGAGUUCUGCCCCACAGCCAAGUACGUCAUGAAAGUUGACGAGGACACGUAUCUAAACAUCCCGAAAAAUGUGCACAGGCUAAGAAAGUUUCCUGACUCAACUGCACCACCGGCCAUUAUAGCAAACUUCGAAUAUAUGAGGGAUAAAGAACUGAUUCUAACUAAGGUUUUACUUCUUGGGAAAUCAAAAAUCACGAUUCGUACCGAACAUUGA
This is a messenger RNA of Gigantopelta aegis, 810 nucleotides long. Its product is annotated as UDP-GalNAc:beta-1,3-N-acetylgalactosaminyltransferase 1-like. The transcript has 2 exons. The coding region runs from base 1 to 810 and encodes 269 amino acids. Gene Ontology annotation, molecular function: hexosyltransferase activity. Lineage: Eukaryota; Metazoa; Mollusca; Gastropoda; Neomphalida; Peltospiridae. Gene Ontology annotation, cellular component: membrane. The record is from RefSeq and is a predicted model, not a curated record.